Messenger RNA from Thamnophis sirtalis, 697 nucleotides. RefSeq names its product LIF interleukin 6 family cytokine (gene LIF). Gene Ontology annotation, cellular component: extracellular region. NCBI's taxonomy places the organism in Eukaryota, Metazoa, Chordata, Lepidosauria, Squamata, Natricidae. Gene Ontology annotation, molecular function: growth factor activity; leukemia inhibitory factor receptor binding; cytokine activity. Gene Ontology annotation, biological process: leukemia inhibitory factor signaling pathway; immune response; regulation of cell differentiation. The record is from RefSeq and is a predicted model, not a curated record.
UUUUAUGAAUGAACUCUUCUGCGAGCAGCUGUUACGUCACCCUAGGAUGCAACUUUCAAUGAGAUCUCUCGUAGCAGGAGUUAUCUCCGUGCUGUUGAUCGCACACUGCAAGCUCUCAUCUGGGAGACCUUUGCACCAACACGGCAACAAUUCCAUGUGUCACGACGUUCGGCCUUGCAAGCAUCCUGUUUUCGACCAAGUGAGGUGUCUGGUGUCACAUCUGAACCUGUCAGCUCCGGCGUUGUUUGAGAAUUAUCUCAGAACCCAAGGACACCCCUUCACCGAGAAGAAUAAGUUGGAUGAGUUUUGUGAGCCCGACCAGGAGUUUCCUCCCUUCGUCGCCUCGCUCAGUGACAAGGAGAGGGUGGUCAACCUCUACAAGAUCUUUGUCUAUUUCAACGCUUCCUUGGACAACAUCACCAAAGACCAAGAGAGCUUCGACAACUUUGAUUCCAAAGAAGACUUGCUACGGAGGCUCAGAAAUACCAACAACCACACGGCUGGCCUCCUCUCCAAUCUCACGUGCCUGCUCUGCUCCAAGUACAAAGUCAACCACGUGGACGUGACCUAUGGCAAUCAUUCCAGCACCGACAUCUUUGAGAAAAAGCAGAAAGGUUGCCAGAUACUCCGGAAAUACACAAAGGUCAUCCGGCAUGCGGCACAAGCUUUGGGACAUUGUCGUCACAAGCAGACAUGA